This is a messenger RNA of Polistes canadensis, 2578 nucleotides long. Its product is annotated as NHL repeat-containing protein 2. Gene Ontology annotation, molecular function: protein binding. NCBI's taxonomy places the organism in Eukaryota, Metazoa, Arthropoda, Insecta, Hymenoptera, Vespidae. The record is from RefSeq and is a predicted model, not a curated record. Bases 120 to 2216 code for a protein of 698 amino acids. The transcript is spliced from 9 exons.
UUUACAAGUAACGUCAACGUAUAUAUGUGGAUUGGAGCAUAUUUUUUUUUUGUGAAACUAAUUCGAUGUUGGAAGUUCUUUUGUUUCAUUUUUUUUUUAAUUCGUAGUCAUCAUCGUUCAUGUGCGGACAAGUGAAUAAAAAAAUGAGUAUUUCGGAUACAGUGAGAGUAUUAACAGAUGCUUGCGAACAAUUUCGACACGAUCUUCAAAUAAUUACCGAUCAAACGGAAAAACAAAAACUAGUUCUACGCCAUAUAAAAACAUUUGCUAAUGCUGAAGCUUGUAUAAAGGACUUCCAAAAAGGCUUGGAAUGGUUCAAUGUCUCCGAGAAUCUCUCUAUGAAGCAACACCUCCAUGGCAAAAUAGUUAUAUUAGACUUUUUUACUUAUUGCUGUAUCAACUGUAUGCAUAUUCUACCUGAUUUGGAAGCGUUAGAAAAAAAGUUCUCUAUAGAGCGUGGUUUAGUUGUGAUUGGUGUUCAUAGUGCAAAAUUUUCUAAUGAGCGUGAUUCAGCAAAAAUAAGGUCAGCUGUGCAAAGGUAUAACAUAAUGCAUCCUGUUGUUAAUGAUUCAACACUUUCGAUGUGGGAAGCUAUUGGAGUGAUGUGCUGGCCAACAAUGAUAAUGUUAGGUCCAAGAGGACAACCAUUAAUGGUUACAUUAGGCGAAGGUCAUAGAGAAGAAUUAUUUUUAUAUACAAAAGUUGCACUUGAUUAUUUUACAUCAAUAAAUGAAAUAUCUAAUCAUGCUCUUCCUAUAGCACCGGCUAUACAUUUGUUACCAGCUUCAACUGAUCUUUUACGAUUUCCUGGCAAAGUAGAAAUGUAUUCUUCUGAAACAGGAGAAAAAUUAAUUGUAUCGGAUACUGGCAACAAUAGAAUUUUAAUUGCAGAUAUUAAUGGAAAUAUAGAGCACGUUAUAGGUGGAUACGAUGCGGGCUAUAAAGAUGGUAGUUUUAACAAAGCCAAGUUUAAUGCACCCCAAGGUACUUGUGUACUGAAAGAAAUGAUAUAUGUUGCUGACAAUGAAAAUCAUGCUAUUCGAAGGAUUGAUCUGAAAAAGCAAACUGUGACUACUGUGGCAGGUACAGGAAAACAAGGUCAUGAUUAUAUAGGAGGUAAAUUUGGAACAGAUCAAGAACUUUCUUCUCCUUGGGACGUGGCAAUAUACUAUCAUAAUAGUGACAAAGUUACUGUACCGAUUUUAUUGAUCGCAAUCGCAGGCACACAUCAAAUUUGGGCACUCUUUUUAGAAGAUACUAUUUGGUGGAAAAAUAAAUCAUAUCAAGCUGGUAUGUGUGCAGCUAUUGUUGGAAAUGGUCGAGAAGGGAAUCGUAAUAAUUCGUAUCCACAUGCAGCAACAUUGGCUCAACCUUCUGGAAUCACAAUUGCUCAAGAAUAUAAUGCUGUAUAUUUUGCUGAUAGUGAAAGUAGCAGUAUCAGAGAGGUUCAUUUAAAAGAUGGAAAAGUUUCUACAUUGUGUGGUGCUGAUAAAAAUCCACAGAAUUUACAUGACUUUGGAGAUAUGGAUGGCACUCGUCAUACUGCAAAACUUCAACAUCCUUUAGGAAUAAUAUGGAAUUCUAUUCAACAAGAAACUUAUAUAGCAGAUACUUACAAUCACAAAAUUAAAAAAGUAGAUCCCACAGGAAAUUGUAAAACACUAUAUGGUGCUGGGAAGCCAAAUAAAUCAUUCAUUUUCAACGAACCAAGUGGACUUGCGAUAAAUAAUAGCGCUGAUACUUUAUACGUAGCGGAUACAAAUAAUCAUUCUAUUAAAGAAAUCAAUUUAAAAAAUAAUACUAUUUCGUCCAUUUCCUUUGUUCUUCCAACCAAAGAUAAUGAUAAGGAUAACUUUGAUGAAGUGUAUUCUUUUAAUACGAUCAUUGAUACAAAUGGAGGUGAACUUACAAUCACAUUUGAUUUCAUAUUUGAAGAUGAUUUGAAAUUGAAUUCUGAAGCUCCUCAGAAAUGGUCGUUGUCGUUACCAAAAGAUACUUGGUUAGCCAAAUCUUUACGUGGCUCGCUUGCAAUACCAACGUCAAUUCAAAUUCCUAAGGGUUCUGAAAGUAAUGAUAUACGCUUAUUCUUAGAUAUAAUAACUUGUAAUGUUAAUGAAUGUAUACCAAAAAAAAUAUUGGUAGUAUUUAAAGUGGAGCAAAAAAUUGACGGACCUCGGACUGUCGCAGAACAUAAAAAGAUUGUAAUAAAAAAAUAACAGAAAAGAUCAAUUAGUUGAAAUUUGAAGAAAAUUUUACUAUUUGUAAUAGGGCAGGGUGUCUGAGGUUUUUUGUACACACGUUGUCAGCGUAUUUUACGCUAAAAAAUAAAACCAAAAUGUUUUAUAAACAUAAAUCAUUUGAAACUUUAUUAAAAAGUUAUAAAAAAUUGUACAAAUAUUUAAAUGUACUGUCCAAAAUAUUGCCCAUCUACGCGAAUACAAGUUUAACACUGCUGCAGUAUACUGUUUCUGACAUGAGGAGUUUCGAAUGACUUACGUUUAUAGAUAUUUUGGCCUUAUUUUUGAAUGUAGAAUAUGAAAAAACCUCAGAUACUCUGUAUAAUAUUGUUAUUACUAAA